Molecule: messenger RNA, 1128 nt
Organism: Schistosoma turkestanicum
Lineage: Eukaryota; Metazoa; Platyhelminthes; Trematoda; Strigeidida; Schistosomatidae
Source: the annotation of a GenBank genome assembly
AUGGAUGACUCUCAACGUUUAUCGUCAUCGAAGUAUAUAGUAGCGGAAAAGUGGAGACUUGUACGAAAAAUCGGAAGUGGGUCAUUUGGUUCUAUAUUUUUGGGGGUUAACAUCGUUACGGGAGAGGAAGUAGCAAUAAAAAUGGAGCGUGUGCGCACACGACAUUGUCAACUGUAUUUCGAAAGUAAAGUGUAUCGAGUACUUCGAGAAACUCCUGGAAUACCUCGAAUUCAGUUUUAUGGACUCGAUGGCGUCAGAAAUCUAUAUCAUGCUAUGGUAAUAGAACUUUUAGGACCUAGUUUGGAGGAUCUUUUUACAUUUUGUGGGCGCAGAUUCACAAUGAAGACUGUUUUGAUGUUAGCUGAUCAGAUGUUGUGGAGACUAGAUUUUAUACAUGCAAAGGGCUUUAUCCACCGAGAUAUUAAACCAGAUAACUUUUUAAUGGGUAUUGGUCGUCAGUGUAACAAAGUUUUUAUCAUUGAUUUUGGUUUGGCCAAAAAGUUUCGAGAUCAUAGAACACGUCGUCAUAUUUCAUAUAGAGAUGAUAAAUCUCUCAUUGGCACAGCGCGUUAUGCUAGUCUUAAUUCUCAUGCUGGCAUUGAACAAUCUAGAAGAGAUGAUAUGGAAUCUCUAGGUUACGUUUUGAUGUACUUCCUCCGUGGUAGUUUGCCAUGGCAAGGAUUACAAGCUGGAAACAAACCUCAGAAAUAUGAACGGAUCCAUGAAAAGAAAGCCAACACACCGAUUGAUGUUCUAUGUCGUGGUUAUCCUUCAGAAUUUCUUCUUUAUCUGAGUCAUUGUCGUGCUUUGCAAUUUGAAGAAGCACCAAAUUACGGUUUUCUCCGGAACAAUUUUCGUAAUCUCUUUCGAUCAUUGUCAUUUGUCUGGGAUUAUGUGUUUGAUUGGACAUUGUUGCGUCAAAAAGUAUCUGCUAUUGGACAACAACAACAGCAACAGCAGCAGUCUUAUCCGCUUCUACAGUUUACUUCUGGUAAUGAAGGUUGCGAUCAUCGUGCUUCUUCUGCAGAGGCACUUGGUGUAACAGCAACUGGAACAUCCGGUGGAAUUAUUCCUCCUGGUCAGACAACCAGCGCAAAUACUGCUGCUGUUACAUCAGUAAAAGAGUAG